AUGAUCUUUGUUGAAAAUAUUUAUAUCAUGUAAAUUAUCAAUUAUACUAUUAUUCAUAAAAUUCAAAAUACUAAUAGUGCUAUUGAAAACAGUUUUUUGUUUAAAUUAUCUUCCUUUAAUUAAAAUAGACUUAGUAAACCUCCGAGAUAAAACAGAAGGAGUCAGUUUGAACAACAUUGUCAUUAUAUGGAUAUGAAAAUUUAUUUGAAGUGUUCUAAUUUGAUAAUAAAAAAUCAUUCAAUUUUUGCUCCGAAUAAUAUACUUUAAUAAAAAAUAUAAUUAGAAGGAAUUUUCUAGAAAUAGAAGGAAAUGUUUAAUAUUUCUAUAAACUAAUGGAUACUUUUGAAUAUAUGGCAGUUUGGGCAAACUUUCAUGAAAUUGAACAUAUUACAAGUGAUAUUAUUGAAUAUAUAUAAAUAUCAAUUGGUGAUUAAGUAAUUCAUUCAGAUAUAUGGAUUAAUUUCCAAUUUAACCAAAAAAAAAAAAAUAUAUAUUACAUCAUUCGAAGAGAAUCAAAGAUUAGAGAUCUUUAACGUAAAAAUUAAUUAUUAACAACAAGAAGUAUAAUUAAUCUAAUUAUAUUCAAAAUAUAAUAUGAGUUAUUCUAUAUAUAUAUAUAU
Molecule: messenger RNA, 620 nt
Organism: Paramecium pentaurelia
Lineage: Eukaryota; Ciliophora; Oligohymenophorea; Peniculida; Parameciidae
Source: the annotation of a GenBank genome assembly